Cryptosporidium muris RN66 is the source of this 1848-nucleotide messenger RNA. RefSeq names its product thioredoxin family protein. Gene Ontology annotation, cellular component: endoplasmic reticulum. Gene Ontology annotation, biological process: response to endoplasmic reticulum stress; protein folding. Lineage: Eukaryota; Apicomplexa; Conoidasida; Eucoccidiorida; Cryptosporidiidae. The record is from RefSeq and is a predicted model, not a curated record. Gene Ontology annotation, molecular function: protein disulfide isomerase activity. The coding region runs from base 1 to 1848 and encodes 615 amino acids. The transcript has a single exon.
AUGCAUAUUAAGAUCCUUAUCUUGAAUUUAUUAUCUAUAAUAUUGUUGAUCUUAUGUAUAGUUGCAAAUUCUGAAGAUUCCAAUAUUAUAAACUAUCCAAUUAAAGCCUCAACAAAAGAUUUAAAUCCUGGUAUAAAAUUGAAUGCUAAGAAUUUCUCUGCUGAUCAUACUAACUAUAUAUUGAGUACUUCAAAUAAAAGAGGUAUAAUUUACAAUAUAACUGGAGAAGAACACCUAAAUAAACUUGUAAAAGAUCAUGAGUUUGUGUUAACUGGGUUUAUUGUUCCAUGGUGUGGAAUGAGUAGAAAAGCUAUAAAUCAACUUCAAGAAGUCACUUACAAGCUCUCAGAGUAUAAAAUAUCUGAAAUUAAUAUAUAUAUAGAACCAAUUGUUGGACUUGUUGAUAUAUCCAAAUAUACAGGUUUGUCCGAAAAAAUGAAUGUUUCUGAUUAUCCAGAUAUCAAGUUAAUAUCUCUCAAAAAAAAUGAUACCUAUAGAAUAUAUGAUUAUAAUGGACCAAUUAAUAGUGAGAGGAUAUUCACAUGGAUGCACAAAAAAAUCACAUAUUUAAAGUCGCAUUUCAUAGUUAAAUUAAAUUCAAUCAACGAUAUUACACAACUCUUAUCACUGCAUCUACUUGCAUGUAUAUAUAUACCUCCGAGGGUUAAAAAUGAGAAGGAAUUUAUUAUUUUUCGAAAUGUCGCAAAAAUAACAGACGAUGUUAUAUUUGCUCAAAUUACAACUUCGGAAAAUGAAUUAAUUGAAUAUAGAAAUAAUAGUAAUUUAAAUGUGACUUUAUUGACUGUAAGUCGUGAAGAUAUUUUUAAGAAAUUCGAUAUUGAAUCAAAAGUAGAUUCCUCAGUAUUUAUUCUUUUCAAACCAUUUGAAAAUAGACCGAGUAUUUUGAAUGGACCGAUAAUUAAUGAAAAGGAACUCAUUGAUUUUAUUGACAAUGAGAAAUUACCUUAUACUCUUUUACUUACAAGUAGGACAGUAGGAGAGAUUUUCUCUGGUAAGAGGGCUGUUUUAAUUGGUUUCUUUAGAGGUCAUACAGGGAGUUUAGAUGAUAAGCUAUUGCAAUAUCAACCUUCCUCAAUACCUUCUAAAGUUCAAGCUAUAUUUCUAGAUACUGCUAAAGGAGUCGGUAAAUCAAUACUGUUUGUUAUAUCUGGAAAUGAAAGACCUAUUGAGAGACGAGUAAUGGACUACUUCCAUAUUUCAGACAAUGAAUUACCAAUUAUAAAAUAUAUCGAAGAUCUGAAUACUUCACCACCAAAAAUAUACCAAUUAAAUAUUAAAACGACUCCAGUACAUGUGAAUUAUAAAAUAAAUCAUUUAUCUUCAGUGGAAGAUGAGGACAAUACUGAAUUAGUUAUAUAUGAUAAUACAGUAAUUCACUUAUCCUCCUCAAUAUUGACCAAUUUUAUUAAAGAUAUACAAAUUGGUAAUAUAUACCACUCAUCAUUAUCUCAAAAAGUUCCAGUAGAACAAAGUAAUCCAGUAUACAUUGUUGUUGGAAAAACUUUUGAGUCAAUUGUUCACGACUCAAACAAGGAUGUACUGGUUUUAUUUUAUACACCCUGGUGUGGUCAUUGUAAAGCCUUUAGUCCUAUAUAUACUGAAGUAGCUAAUAUUGUAUCAUCAAAGCAUCAUAUCCGGAUUUCCAAGAUUGAUAUGUCUGCAAAUGACGUGCCUGACCACCUCAUUGGUGAACCAAUUGUAGGUUUCCCUUCAAUUAGGCUAUAUACAAAAAAACGUAAACAUAAACCUUUAAUAUAUGAUGGUGAAAGGGAAGUAAGUGCUCUUCUAGAUUUCAUAUGGAUCCACACUGCAAGAGAUGAGCUCUAA